AUGAGUAUCAACGUCUAUCAACUACCCAUUGAGCAGCUCGAAGGCCUCAAGGAGCAGCUGGACAAUGAUGUGCGUAGCCUUGGGGCAGCUUACGACGGCCUCUACAACGGCCGCACUCGCUACCAGGACAACCACGACGUCGUUGUCCAGUACGGUGCCCUUUUGGAGAACGCGGCCAACAAAGAAGCGGCGCAGGAGGUGCUCGUGUGCAUGACGUCCUCACUCUUUGUACGCGGCACCGUUGUGCAGAGUGACAAGGUACUGGUGGACGUCGGCACCGGUUACUUCCUGGAGCAGUCGAUGGAGCACGCAAAAAAGUACUUCACAUCUCGUGCGGCGCAGAUCAAGGAGAGCAUGGACCAGAUAGAGAAGACAAUCAUGGUGAAGCAGCGGCAGCAGAACCAGGUCAUUGAUGCACUCCAGCAGAAGACACUGGCGAUGCAGCGCUACCGCGAGGGGCACGGGAAUGAGUGA
Messenger RNA from Leishmania braziliensis MHOM/BR/75/M2904, 474 nucleotides. Its product is annotated as prefoldin 5-like protein. Lineage: Eukaryota; Euglenozoa; Kinetoplastea; Trypanosomatida; Trypanosomatidae. Gene Ontology annotation, cellular component: cytoplasm; prefoldin complex. The transcript has a single exon. Gene Ontology annotation, biological process: protein folding; regulation of DNA-templated transcription. The record is from RefSeq and is a predicted model, not a curated record. The coding region runs from base 1 to 474 and encodes 157 amino acids.